Molecule: messenger RNA, 760 nt
Organism: Manduca sexta (tobacco hornworm)
Lineage: Eukaryota; Metazoa; Arthropoda; Insecta; Lepidoptera; Sphingidae
Exons: 3
Coding region: 159-506 (115 amino acids)
Source: RefSeq, a predicted model, not a curated record
CGCGCCGCCCGGUGGCGGCCGGCUCCGGCGGCGGGGCCCUCCAGCCAGCCUACUUAUAUCACAGCGGCCGCCAGCCGACGCCACUCCAACACGCUCCGCCGUUGCGCGCACCUUAUGAUUUUUCUUUCUGCCAUUCAAGUAUUUUGUUGACGAUUAAGAUGAAGCAAAGUUUGAUUAUAUUGAUUGUUCUGUGUGGUUUCAUCGCUGCCAUGGUUCCCCGGGAUAGGCGAGCUGUUAACACAGAAGAUGAGGAGUUGUUCAAAUCGCAAUCAAGCACGACUGCAUCUGAGACCGCUAAUCAGCCCAUGAUCUGCGCGAAGCAGACUCCCUGCGCCUGGUCUAUCUACAAACCUAUAAGCAAAUAUAUUGAAAUGAAUAUUACAAAUACAUAUUGCAUCUGUUCAGCGACCGAAAACUGUAUUAUUACAUAUGACGAUUCAACAAUAAACGCAUACAUACAUUACUGUAGGCCCGCCAAUCACAAAGAGGACAUAGAUCAGAGUUAGCAAGUGACUCACACGCCCCAAACGCUACUAGCAAGCUGAGAAGGCUUGUUCACACCCACCGCAUUGUCAAUCAGCUAAUAACGGCACCGACGCCGCGACGACUCCGCAUCGGAAGACUGUUCAAAUUUAAACGAUUGCACCGUCAUGUAUUGAUGGUCAUGAAACAUGGUAACUUCAAUAGCUUCCAUUCUGUAUGUAUAAAGUAACUGCGUUUAAUUUGCUGUAUGCAGGAUUGUUUAACAUAAAAUACCAAA